This is a messenger RNA of Peniophora sp. CBMAI 1063, 441 nucleotides long. The record is from the annotation of a GenBank genome assembly. NCBI's taxonomy places the organism in Eukaryota, Fungi, Basidiomycota, Agaricomycetes, Russulales, Peniophoraceae.
AUGGUUGCCACUUCACCGACUGACUACCUCAGAUGCUCGCCAAAAGUCCACUACCGAGCAGCGCUGAGGUCUACUACGGUCGCCCUCGCCAGUGCUGCCGGCACCCCCGCCACCACAACACCCGCCACCCGCGACGCGUCCUACACUCUCACCUCCGCGCACAUCAUCAGCACAGCGAACUCGAACCUUUGUCUCGGCAUCGAGUCUGUGACUGUGGGCGCAAGGCUCGUCGCGCAGCCCGGCGGCGACACAUCCGCAGAGGAUCUGACGGUCUUCGCCGUCGCGCCAUGAAAACAUUCAGACGGGCACCAAAUCGGGCACGGAGGCGCGGAUAUUGUCGCAAACAAAGAUGAGAGCUGUAUCAAGCUUGCGAAUGCGGCCCUCGGCGUUUCGGCGACGGCUUUCUCUUACAAGAACACGCCCUACUAUAUUCGAGGCUAG